Molecule: messenger RNA, 1646 nt
Organism: Arvicola amphibius (Eurasian water vole)
Lineage: Eukaryota; Metazoa; Chordata; Mammalia; Rodentia; Cricetidae
Gene: C4H17orf75
Product: chromosome 4 C17orf75 homolog
Exons: 10
Coding region: 30-1208 (392 amino acids)
Cellular component (GO): trans-Golgi network
Source: RefSeq, a predicted model, not a curated record
GGACACAGGGCCGCGAGGAGGCUGCCACGAUGCUCCCGUCUUUGCAGGAAUCGCUGGAUGGGGAUGAAAAGGAGCUGGAGAGCAGCGAGGAGGGUGGCUGUGCGGAGGAGCGGAGACUCGAGCCACCACCCAGCAGACACUAUUGCCUGUACAGCUACCGCGGAAGCAGAUUGACACAGCAUCGAGGGGAUAGUGAUGAUGGACAUUCAAGUGGAACAAAUUCAGAAACGCCAUCUGGUGAUGAUUUCAGCCUCUCCUUGGUGGAUACUAAUCUUCCAUCUGAAGUGGAGCCAGAGCUGCGCAGUUUCAUUGCUAAGCGUCUUUCCAAAGGAGCAUUCUUUGAAGGGCUGGGUAAUGUUGCAUCUGUAGAGCUGAGAAUUCCGGGUUACCGGGUUGGUUGUUACUACUGCCUUUUCCAACAGGAAAAACUGCUUCCUGAAAUAGCAGUGGAACCGGAACUUAACCCUUCUGAGUAUGUGGUCUGCUUCUUAGGAGGGUCUGAAAAAGGAUUGGAGCUUUUCAGGCUUGAAUUGGACAAGUAUAUUCAAGGGCUGAAAAAUAACAUGAACUGCAAGGAAAGCAGCCUGGGAUGUGAUGUCAGUUCCUAUCUGAACAGCUGGUAUGAGGAUGUGGUGUGUCCGAUCCAAAGGGUGGUUCUUCUCUUUCAGGAAAAGCUGUCCUUUCUGCUACAUGCUGCUCUAAGUUAUACUCCUGUUGAGCUUAAAGAAUCAGAUGAAAAAACAAAGAGAGACAUCAACAGGUUUCUGAGUGUGGCCAGUCUCCAAGGACUCAUUCAUGAAGGCACCAUGACCUCUUUGUGCAUGGCCAUGACAGAGGAGCCGCAUAAGUCUGUGAUCAUCGACUGUAGUGGGCCCCAGCCUCAGUUCUACAAUGCAGGAAGCAACCGUUUUUGUGAGGACUGGAUGCAGGCUUUCUUACAUGGUGCUGAAGCGGGGAACCCUUUUCUUUUCAGACAAGUCCUGGAGAACUUUAAACUAAAGGCCAUACAAGACACAAACAAUUUGAAGAGAUUUAUCCGACAGGCAGAGAUGAAUCACUAUGCUUUGUUUAAAUGUUACAUGUUCCUUAAGAACUGCGGCAGUGGAGAUAUUCUUUUGAAGAUUGUUAAAGUGGAGCAUGAAGAAAUGCCCGAAGCCAAGAGUGUGGUGGCGGCCCUGGAAGAGUUCAUGCGAGAAGCACUCGAUUGAGUGUGCACAACGCGGGUUAGGCUGCACGUGCGGAGCUGCAGAUGUCAUUGUUCACAGGCUCGCACUGCUCCGAAGAUGACGGGGACACGCAGGCUCUUUCUGCCCUUUGUACUUUGUUUAACUUAAUUAAACACAGAAAUCCGAGGAUCAUCUUCACAGAGUCCUAGGCAGAUAAUGUGUAUUACAAUUGUGGAAUUUUGCUACUUUGUUAGUCUCAUAAAUUUUAAGCUUAAUAUGCUGCCUAAAAAGCUUUGGAGGUGAUUUUUGGCUUCUCAGAAGCUUACUGUAGUAUUUAGCAGGUUUUCCUCUUCCUCCUCAAGACGGAAAAAAAAAAAGUUCUUCUUUCUCGAUAGACAGGUGAUCCUAGUGAGAUGUGACGACACAUGCCUGUAAUCUGGCUACUCGGGAGGUGGAGUCAGUUUUCAAGUUCCAGGCCAG